Rhea pennata is the source of this 3897-nucleotide messenger RNA. RefSeq names its product phosphodiesterase 4B (gene PDE4B). Gene Ontology annotation, biological process: signal transduction. The transcript has 15 exons. Bases 147 to 2312 code for a protein of 721 amino acids. Gene Ontology annotation, cellular component: cytosol; nucleus; perinuclear region of cytoplasm. The record is from RefSeq and is a predicted model, not a curated record. NCBI's taxonomy places the organism in Eukaryota, Metazoa, Chordata, Aves, Rheiformes, Rheidae. Gene Ontology annotation, molecular function: 3',5'-cyclic-AMP phosphodiesterase activity; transmembrane transporter binding.
GGCAGCCUUUACAUUUGGAACCCAGCCUUGUGAAUGAGUGGGAUAAGCUUUGCCGGUUUAUCAGCAUUUUUAAUCUGCAGCAAUGUCUAUGUGAUGUGUUUUUGUUAUGUUUUCUGAAUGGUGAAAGCCAACAUCGCGUCUAAGCUAUGACAGCAAAAGAUUCUUCUAGGGAACUUGCUACUCCAGAGUCAGAUAUUUACAUAAGGACUUUCAAGGAACAAAUGCAUUUAGAACUUGAGCUUCCCAAACUGCCUGGGAACAGACCUACGUCUCCAAAAAUUUCUCCUCGCAGUUCGCCAAGGAACUCUCCAUGCUUUUUCAGAAAGUUGCUGGUGAAUAAAAGCAUCCGUCAGCGUCGUCGCUUUACAGUGGCACAUACAUGCUUCGAUGUGGAAAAUGGCCCGUCCCCAGGCCGCAGCCCGCUGGACCCGCAGGCCAGCUCCUCGUCGGGCCUCGUGUUGCACACGACUUUCCCGGGCCACAGCCAGCGCAGGGAGUCGUUCCUCUACAGAUCGGACAGCGACUAUGACUUAUCGCCAAAGACUAUGUCCAGGAACUCCUCUCUUCCCAGCGAGCAACACGGAGAUGACCUGAUCGUCACACCUUUUGCACAGGUCCUGGCAAGUUUACGAAGUGUGAGAAAUAACUUUACAUUGCUUACCAAUUUGCACGGGACAUCGAACAAGCGAUCUCCGGCCACGAGCCAGCCGCCUGUCUCCCGAGUGAGCCUGCAAGAGGAGCCCUACCAGAAGCUGGCCAUGGAGACGCUGGAGGAGCUCGACUGGUGCCUGGACCAGCUGGAGACCAUUCAGACGUACCGCUCCGUCAGCGAGAUGGCCUCCAACAAGUUCAAGCGGAUGCUGAACCGGGAGCUGACCCACCUCUCCGAGAUGAGCCGCUCCGGCAACCAGGUGUCCGAGUACAUUUCCAACACCUUCCUGGACAAGCAGAACGAUGUGGAGAUCCCUUCGCCCACGCAGAAGGACAGAGAGAAGAAGAAGAAACAGCAGCUCAUGACACAGAUCAGUGGAGUGAAAAAAUUAAUGCAUAGUUCAAGCUUAAAUAACACCAGCAUUUCCCGAUUUGGUGUGAAAACAGAAAAGGAAGACCAUCUGGCCAAGGAACUGGAAGAUCUGAAUAAGUGGGGUCUCAACAUAUUUAAUGUCGCAAGGUAUUCCCACAACAGGCCCCUCACCUGCAUUAUGUAUGCUAUAUUUCAGGAGAGGGAUCUGCUGAAAACGUUCAAGAUCUCGUCGGACACGUUUGUGACGUACAUGAUGACUUUGGAAGACCACUACCACUCCGACGUAGCGUACCACAACAGCCUGCACGCGGCCGACGUGGCCCAGUCCACCCAUGUCCUGCUGUCUACCCCGGCGCUGGAUGCCGUCUUCACUGAUUUGGAAAUCCUUGCUGCAAUUUUUGCAGCUGCAAUUCAUGAUGUGGAUCACCCUGGUGUCUCCAAUCAAUUUCUAAUUAAUACAAAUUCAGAGCUAGCCCUGAUGUACAACGACGAGUCUGUUCUGGAGAACCACCAUCUUGCCGUGGGUUUCAAGCUGCUUCAGGAAGAGCACUGCGACAUCUUCCAGAACCUCACCAAGAAGCAGCGGCAGACCCUCAGGAAGAUGGUGAUUGACAUGGUAUUAGCAACAGAUAUGUCCAAGCACAUGAGCCUGCUAGCUGACCUGAAGACCAUGGUGGAAACGAAGAAGGUGACCAGCUCCGGGGUGCUCCUGCUGGAUAACUACACUGACAGAAUACAGGUUCUCCGAAACAUGGUACAUUGUGCGGACUUGAGUAAUCCCACGAAGUCUCUGGAGUUGUACCGGCAGUGGACGGACAGAAUCAUGGAGGAGUUCUUCCAGCAGGGAGACAAGGAACGUGAAAGAGGAAUGGAAAUCAGUCCAAUGUGUGACAAACACACAGCGUCAGUGGAAAAAUCGCAGGUGGGGUUCAUCGACUACAUCGUGCACCCGCUGUGGGAGACGUGGGCCGACCUGGUGCAGCCCGACGCGCAGGACAUCCUGGACACUCUGGAGGACAACAGGAACUGGUACCAGAGCAUGAUACCUCAGAGCCCCUCGCCGCCGCUGGAGGAGCGCGGCCAGGACUGCCAGAGCCUCAUGGAGAAGUUCCAGUUCGAACUCACCCUCGAGGAAGAAGACUCAGACGGGCCGGAGAAGGAAGGCGACAACAUCGGCUACUUCAGCAAUAGCACGAGCCUCCGCGUGGCUGGCCCGGGGGAAGAGGAGUCCCAGAGGGAGGCUGGCAUAGAAAUCGUGACGGAAGACACGUCCCCCGUCGACACAUAAUGUCCCGUCCCCGUGCACGUGGAUCUCAAACACUUCAUGAGCAUGCAAGCAGCCUCGUGGGACCUGCCUGCAGCCUGCAUCUUCGGCCUGUGUCUGCCACCGGCUGAAAGAUCCUCCCAGCUACUUGAGAUUGGAGUCAGGGUUCAAGAUCGCGUCGCGAGCGAUUGCUCAGGAACUUAGCAGAUGAUUUACCUUGUGGUUUAAGCCUUGCCAGCGAGAAGCGUGGCGGUGUUCUGGGGCUGGCUUGGCUUGACACCGAACAGUACGCGACACACAACUGAGAGAUUUUAUACCGGUAGGUUUGGGAAUUUAUACCAGUUAGACUGAUAGAAACUACUGAUUAAUAGCUCUGCGUAUAAAACCUGUCCACCCGACCACCUGUCUGCAGACCUGUGUGCCUUCUUUGUAAACACUUUCAUGUCUUUUCAAGAGUCUAUUAAAUACACGGAGUUUAGUAUAAAAAGCGACACAAAGUGUUUCCAAAUUGAUGGAUACUUUUCUGAUUCUUCCUGUUGAAAGAAGCAGUCUUCCUUUUCUUGUCGUGGGCAAUACCUGUCACUUUAUUGCGGUUACUCGCUUCCGCAGACUCAGCAGAAGGGGUUCCCGGUUUCCUUCCUGCACCUUGCGUAGGCUUCUCCCCAUUCAGAGUCACCGCGUGCCAUUGUGCAUCCUCUCCGUUUGCUUGCUAGAAAUCACAGUAUUUUCUCCCCGGCGGGGUUUGUUUUUGUUGUGCCCGGGGUGAGGGAUAGUUCUGCUCCCGUGGCACACCGCAGCACGUGUACCGGCAAGCGUAGCGAGGCAGUGUGUGAUGCACGGUCCCCCUCCGCCGCUCCUUUGCGCAGUGGAAGUUGCACGCUCGGAUAUUUGUGUUUCUCCCGCCUAUCGUUCACCUUCCCUAGGUUUAGGUCCACCGUCCCUCUCCUGCACUGCCUUGAGCUCUAACACCUCCAUUACUGUUUAUAACAGUGUAUUUAUUAUGUAAUGUAUAUACUGUAAUGUUUUGUAAGUUAUUAAUUUAUAUGAAUUAACAUUGCCUGUCAGCGGUGAUGUUAAUUGAGUAGAAAACUCGGAAUAAGAGUUGCCUUUUUUUCUUGUAACCUUUUGUAUUGCAUAAAAUAAAAGAACCUGAACGCAGCGGAGGAGACAUACGGACCCCGGCAGGGCGUUCCCGGCGGCCGGCCCGCGCCGGUGCAAAGCCCGGGGGACGGGCCGGCUUUUAAAUGUCACGGUCCAGUCGCCAAACAGCCCAAUGUGAAUUUCCAUGGCAAAAAUGUGAACCGGUGUCAUAAUUGUGCUGUGAAACUCCUUCCGACAGAGCUUGCUAGGCAGCGCCGCUGGUGUCACUCCCCGUCUGUAAAAUACGUCUCAAGCUUUUGGUCCAACUUGUGACUAAAUAGUUAAUGAAAAUAGCACAGUUGUGCAUGAUCCGUGGGUUUGUAUGUCUGUUGAACACCGCGUUGUUCCAGGUGGUUAUUUUAUUGUUUUCAAAAGUUUCACACAAUGUAUGUUAUAGUAUUCUAUAUUGUGUUCAGAUGCAUUCUUAAGAGAUUUUUAUAUGAAGUGAAUAAACGAGAGCAUGACCCUG